Dothidotthia symphoricarpi CBS 119687 is the source of this 683-nucleotide messenger RNA. RefSeq lists its product as uncharacterized. Lineage: Eukaryota; Fungi; Ascomycota; Dothideomycetes; Pleosporales; Dothidotthiaceae. The transcript has a single exon. The coding region runs from base 164 to 508 and encodes 114 amino acids. The record is from RefSeq and is a predicted model, not a curated record.
GUUCAGAGCGGUUAAGAGGUGUGCUGCUGCUGAUAUCCGGAUCUCGUCGAUCCCUGAAGGAUCUCAUCCACUAACUGCUACACACAGUCCGACUCAGGUACAUCAAGUAGGCCUGGUCUGUCUAUUACUAUUAUGCACUAGCAGCAUAGACGCGAUACACCCAAUGCAGAGAAGGGCAUUGCAAAGAUGGAUGUGCGUGGGAAAGCAGACGCGGUGCACAAACCAAAAUGCGGAUCCCGAGCAUUUCCCUAUAAGGCUCAGGCUUUUCGAGGCCGUUAGAUCAGGAACCAGCCGAUAUGAUCCUGCAAUCACGAGAGAGUUUUCCAUGAGCAGCGUCAGGUAUCUGGAGUCAAAGAAUCUGGUUCACGACUCGCUGAUCUGCUCGAACAUCCUUCUCUACGUAGAUGGGCUCGUGAGAAUCAGUUCGUCACAUCCUUUCCUGCCUUGGGUUUUGAUCUCUGACCAGAUGACAAACUGCACGGGAGAGCUGCCUCUCGUUUCCAGAUGAAGCUUAUAGAAACAGGCAGCGCGCGCCCGCCUAGUCCUAGUGCGCUGCGAGGCGAUCACGCUAAAGAUCACGAGUCGCUAGCGCCUAGAGGGUCGACUCCACGAUCAGAACAUGGCGCUAACAUGCACGCUCGCACGUCGGUCAAGAUGGAGCUGAACAACGACAAUAGACCUUC